AUGGCUCUUCAAGGAACUCUCCGCAACCCUGAUCGCUACAUCACAACCCACGAUGAAAAGACAGGCAAAGCCAUAAUCGACAACACCUUGCCGGUCCUGGCACCCUUCACCCGGGUGGGCGACGGCAAGGUCAACACCGGGGUCGAGUUCUCGCAGUGCUUCAUCACCACUGCCUUCCCCGCCAAGCUGGCCGGGGGCGCCGACAUAGCAGCCUACAGCGAGUUCCUCUCAUCUCCCCCUGGGCUGGUGGUCAACAGCGGCACGGUGCUGCGCUACGUCGACAUGGAGCCGGGACACGUGAGCCCCAUGCACCGAACGUUGAGUCUCGACUACGGCAUCGUCAUCGAGGGGGAGGUCGACCUUAUCCUCGACUCGGGAGAGGAGAGGCCGAUGAAGAGGGGAGACGUCUGCGUCCAGCGAGCGACUAUGCACUCCUGGCGGAACAAGAGCAACACUGAGUGGGCAAGGAUGUUGUUCAUCUUACAGCCGGUCCAGCCGUUUGAAGUCGCUGGCAAGAUGCUGGAGGAGGACUUGGGAAACAUGAAGGGAGUGAAGAAGUCUGAGUAG
Pyricularia grisea is the source of this 567-nucleotide messenger RNA. RefSeq lists its product as uncharacterized. The record is from RefSeq and is a predicted model, not a curated record. Bases 1 to 567 code for a protein of 188 amino acids. Lineage: Eukaryota; Fungi; Ascomycota; Sordariomycetes; Magnaporthales; Pyriculariaceae. The transcript has a single exon.